AACUUGGAGGUAUAUAGAAGGAGAAACAUGGGCCUACUAUAAUGGGCUUACAUCAUUUUCAAUAAAUAAUAUUUUAAUUUAGCCCACGCGUUUACUGAAAUAAAGUUCAAUUAAUGGGCCGUGUACGCACGUAAGCUAGCUAGUUGAGAAUUAUUUUGUUUUUCCAAAGUAAUUCAAAGUGCCGGUUCGGCCAGAUUUGUUUUUUUUUUUUGGGCCUGGUUUAUCUAUCCAACUCAAGUGCCGGUUCUGACUUCUGAGUACCGGGUCACGGUUUAAUUAAAAAAAAAAGACCGUAGUUGUCCCUUUAUUCCCCCAGAAACAGAGAAGCGACUUCAACUAUGUCUUCCAUGGUUUCUGUCUCUCCUUUGCUGUCGCCUCAGCUUUACCCCAUUCAAAGGAGCUUCGUGAAAACGUCUGCAGCUCUUAUUCAGAGCACUGGGGUAGCGAACGAUUCCAUGGCGAUAAAGCCUCCUUCUCAUCCUAAUUACGAUCUCAAGGGCGCUAUCAAAUUAGCUCUAGCUGAAGAUGCUGGCGAUAGAGGAGAUGUGACAUGUAUGGCGACGAUACCACCUGACACGGAAGUGGAAGCUUAUUUCUUGGCGAAGGAGGAUGGUAUUGUUGCUGGAAUUGCUCUUGCAGACAUGAUUUUCGAAGAGGUUGAUCCGUCAUUGAAGGUUGAGUGGACUCGAAAGGAUGGGGAUUAUGUUCAUAAAGGACUGCAGUUUGGGAAAGUUACUGGAAAUGCACAUAAGAUUGUUGUGGCUGAAAGGGUUGUGUUGAACUUUAUGCAAAGGAUGAGUGGAAUCGCCACCCUGACUAAGGCAAUGGCAGAUGCAGCAUACCCUGCACUUAUGCUGGAGACGAGAAAAACAGCUCCUGGUUUGCGUUUGGUGGACAAAUGGGCGGUGCUGAUUGGUGGAGGAAGGAAUCAUAGGAUGGGUUUAUUUGACAUGGUGAUGAUAAAGGAUAAUCAUAUAUCAGCUGCUGGAGGCAUAGUAAAUGCCAUUAGAUCAGUAGACGAGUAUUUACAGCAAAACAAUCUGCAAAUGGAUGUUGAGGUGGAGACACGGACACUUGAGGAAGUGAAGGAGGUAUUAGGGUAUGCAUCUCAUUCCAAUACAGGGUUGACCAGAAUCAUGCUGGACAAUAUGGUCAUACCAUUAGAGAAUGGAGACGUCGAUGUCUCAAUGCUUAAAGAAGCGGUUGAGUUGAUUAACGGCAGAUUUGAGACGGAGGCGUCGGGUAACGUUACUCUUGAAACAGUACACGAGAUUGGAGCGAGCGGAGUUACAUUCAUCAGCAGGUUUUGUCAAUCUGAAUAUUGGAGCUUUAACACACUCUGUUAAAGCGCUUGACAUAUCCCUCAAGAUCGACAGGGAAUUGGCCCUUCAAGUCGGUAAAAGGACCAAACGUGCCUAACCCACGCUUUGGUGUCAUUCCAUGAAGACUUGCGCUCUUAAAAAAACUGAAUAAUAUUUUCUGAACGUUGGAAGCUAAGAGAAACACCACCAUUCUCUACCCCUCCUUCUUUUGUUUGGCUUCAUGGGUGUAGGGAUAUGAAUCUAAAUAAAUAUGUUUCAACUCUAAA
Molecule: messenger RNA, 1588 nt
Organism: Tarenaya hassleriana
Lineage: Eukaryota; Viridiplantae; Streptophyta; Magnoliopsida; Brassicales; Cleomaceae
Product: nicotinate-nucleotide pyrophosphorylase [carboxylating], chloroplastic
Exons: 10
Coding region: 339-1346 (335 amino acids)
Biological process (GO): quinolinate catabolic process; NAD+ biosynthetic process
Cellular component (GO): cytoplasm
Molecular function (GO): nicotinate-nucleotide diphosphorylase (carboxylating) activity
Source: RefSeq, a predicted model, not a curated record